UUAUGGAUCAGCCGGAGCUUUAGUCGACACUUAAUCUCACAAGUGUCAAUUAGCAUCAGCUCACUAGAUCCAUGAUUGUACUCCGGAGUACUCGAUCACUUUCAACCACACAUGCCUAGAUACACCCACGAACCUAGGUACCGUACAGUAUGAGAGGCAAAAAGUCAUGCAUGUCGUCAGCGGUGUUUCUUCCGGUUCUUUUCCUGGCCAGGGAAAGUCUAAUCCGCCUUAUGGAAGUGUAUGUAUAAUCGGUGUGUUCGGUAUAUUCGGUUACGACGUGCUGCGUACCUGUCUCUACUCUUUGAUUUCUCUGCCUCUACUCCGUAUGCAGCCCUGGCAUUGGCUCACAGCAAAAGUCCAUACAAAUCCAAGAAAAAGGGGGCCCAGGGGUUGAGAUUAUGGUGGAGGUAGGUUGGUUUCGUUCGUUCGGGAUUGGCUCUAU
Aspergillus fijiensis CBS 313.89 is the source of this 442-nucleotide messenger RNA. RefSeq lists its product as uncharacterized. The coding region runs from base 167 to 394 and encodes 75 amino acids. NCBI's taxonomy places the organism in Eukaryota, Fungi, Ascomycota, Eurotiomycetes, Eurotiales, Aspergillaceae. The record is from RefSeq and is a predicted model, not a curated record. The transcript has a single exon.